Molecule: messenger RNA, 687 nt
Organism: Drosophila gunungcola (fruit fly)
Lineage: Eukaryota; Metazoa; Arthropoda; Insecta; Diptera; Drosophilidae
Source: RefSeq, a predicted model, not a curated record
GAGAAAUACAUGAACAUAUAUUUGAGUGACAUACUCAUUUCAAUCAGUUUUAUGUCAUUUGCAUUAUUUGGCAAAACCUCUACUUAAUUUUGAACCACGAUAGAAGAACGCUUUUUCUGCCUGUGCAACUCCCUCGCAAAUGUGUGCUCUGGGAUGGAGGCAUCAUCAGGGGCAGAGGCAGCCUCAAGUGGCGCUUAAUGAAAGCGCAACAGACAACGGGAGGACCACAGGCACACGACCACAGGACAACUGAGUGGGACAGGAUCUAGGGGGGCAGGAGGCAGGAGGAAGGAGGCAGAAGGCAGGGACAAAUACACAGAAACACAGUCGAGGCAGGACAACUAAAUAGGCGAACCGCAAAAACUCAUCGUCAAGGAGCGACAGAUAUGGCCAGGGAAAAGGGAAAUAGAUGGGGAAUCCAACUAUGCAGAAAUAAUAAAAUUCACGGGAACUGAGAUGGAAGCAGUUCGUAGGACCUCAAGCCAAUACCAUUCCCGUACCCGUAGCCGUACUCCAGUUUGCCGGAGCCGAAAGGCUGGAAAGGAGGAGCCGCUCGAACUGUGGCUGGGGCUGUCACUUAGCGCGUGACAUGUGUCAAAACAAGCGGCCACCGCAGCGAGACCGUGACCAGAGACUCAGAGCCUUAGAGCCCCCUGCCCAAGUGCAUCCCGUGUCCUGGGAGUGCUG